AUGGCGCCGCACACCAGUAUCCACGUGCAGUAUGCAUUCAACACGGCCCUUAUAGGAAUCGAGGCACCUGACAAGCCUGAGCACCAGUUCAUACGCUUGUGCGAAGCAUACCCCAUAGAUUCAGCUGAUGUCUUCUAUUUCCGCGAAUACCGCACAGAUUCAAUGACUUCUGUCCAAGAGCGCGGCAGGCUCUGGGUCAAGAACAUUAAGGCCUACAUCGCCCAAGUGUUGAACGAAUCUCUCAAUAACGGCGGCUUUCGACCUGCGAGGUCCACUGAUCGUGCUCAGUGGCCUCGCCGAGUCGCCAAACUUGUCGGCAUCCAGGGUAUGGUCAACCAAUUGGCCAGCACUGGUUCGGAGAAGCUCGUUGACGCGAUUGAGCUUGCUAGUCAAGGAGCCCUGAUCGACCUUGAUGUGGACUUUAACCAAGAAGCUGUCGCCAGCGCGCAGAAGCAGCUUGCAGGGAUGUUCACCACCCUGGGUCAGAGCGGAUACUUGACAGUCGACAUGAUCCUGGGUUACGGCAAGCAUCUCAGAACCCAUCAGACCCCCAUGACGUACCACACACUCAAGGCCAGCCUUAGUCUCUACAUCCAGUACCAGCGAAACCACCCGGACGGUGACACCACCGACGACUGCGAAUCGCACAUGGCAAGCAACAUGAGUCUGUUCCACGUGAACACUAACAGUCCGCCGCCAAAAUUCAAAGAGGUGUCGACAGAUCAGGAGAUGUGGUUGAAAGACCACAUUGAAAUCAUGCAGAACAUUGUCGACUCCCAUCACACCGGCCUGAACACCCUCAUUGACUACUCCUGUGGCACUGCGAGUGGUCCCGACACCAUGGACCAGCUAUGGGAGAACUAUGCGAAUUCACCUGAUACAGAUGCAAUCAAGCAUUUUGCACUGCAAGCUACCCGUUACUUCGCGAAGGCGGUUGCUUUGGAGUCUCUCGAGGUCACGAAGAUUAUGGAAGAGUACAUUGGCACUCUCAAGGAGCAGCUCAAGGAGAUAUCAGACACACAGAUUAUCGCUGAUGACGAUGGCAUGGAUGAGUAA
Molecule: messenger RNA, 1056 nt
Organism: Alternaria burnsii
Lineage: Eukaryota; Fungi; Ascomycota; Dothideomycetes; Pleosporales; Pleosporaceae
Exons: 4
Coding region: 1-1056 (351 amino acids)
Source: RefSeq, a predicted model, not a curated record